Messenger RNA from Sceloporus undulatus (fence lizard), 1270 nucleotides. RefSeq names its product protein phosphatase 1 regulatory subunit 8 (gene PPP1R8). The record is from RefSeq and is a predicted model, not a curated record. Gene Ontology annotation, cellular component: nuclear speck. Gene Ontology annotation, molecular function: protein binding; mRNA binding; protein serine/threonine phosphatase inhibitor activity. The transcript is spliced from 7 exons. Bases 74 to 1138 code for a protein of 354 amino acids. Lineage: Eukaryota; Metazoa; Chordata; Lepidosauria; Squamata; Phrynosomatidae.
CCGGGAUUGCCUCCUUCCGGAGCGUCCAGGCUCCCGUCAUGCCCCGCGCUCAGCUGAAUGGGGCAGUCGCAAAAUGGCGGCGAACGCGAACUCUGGAGGCGGUGGCGGGAGUCUUCCUCUGUUCGAGUGUCCGAGCUGGGCCGGAAAGCCUCCCCCAGGGUUGCACCUGGAUGUAGUCAAAGGAGACAAACUCAUUGAGAAACUGAUUAUUGAUGAGAAAAAAUACUAUCUUUUUGGGAGAAAUCCUGACCUUUGUGAUUUUACCAUUGAUCACCAGUCAUGCUCUCGGGUCCAUGCUGCCUUGGUCUACCAUAAACAUCUGAAGAGAGUUUUCCUAAUAGAUCUCAACAGCACACAUGGCACAUUUUUGGGUCACAUUCGUUUGGAGCCUCACAAACCUCAACAGAUUCCCAUUGACUCUACGGUUUCAUUUGGUGCCUCCACACGGGCUUACACUUUGAGAGAAAAACCUCAAACAUUGCCCUCUGCAGUAAAAGGAGAUGACAAAAUGACCAAUGAAGAUGAUGAGCUCAAGGGGUUGCUUGGCUUACCAGAAGAGGAAACGGAGUUAGAUAAUCUGACUGAAUUUAACACAGCCCACAACAAGAGAAUCUCUACACUAACUAUAGAAGAAGGAAAUUUGGAUAUCCAAAGACCAAAACGGAAACGGAAGAACUCAAGAGUAACAUUCACUGAUGAUGAUGAAAUUAUCAAUCCAGAGGAUGUGGACCCAUCUGUUGGACGUUUUAGAAACAUGGUACAGACUGCAGUUGUCCCGGUGAAGAAAAAGCGUAUAGACCAUGCUGGGUCCCUGAAUGCAGAUGAAGCUGCAACACGGCGCAUGCAGAACUUUCCUUAUAGCGGAGGAUUGUAUGGUGGCCUACCUCCAACUCAUAGCGAGACAGGUUCUCAGUCCCAUAGCAUCCAUGGCACAGCACUCGUUGGAGGGCUACCGAUGCCUUAUCCUAACCUUGCCCCAGAUGUGGACUUAACUCCUGUUGCACCCUCAACAGUCACCAUGAACCCAGCUCCAAACCCAGCUGUGUUUAAUCCUGAAGUUGUGAACGAGCCGAAGAAGAAGAAGUAUGCAAAAGAAGCUUGGCCAGGCAAGAAGCCCACCCCUUCUCUCUUGAUCUGAGAAGCUUGGUCUCUCCUGGUGGGUGGGAUAGGACCAAUCAGCUGUUCAAAGAGAAGAAAAUUGCAAAUCUAUUGGCAGCUUUCAGACUUGGAUCGUGUGUAUGUCAUACACAACCAGAUUACAGGGCUGAAC